CUGACCCUGAGCCAGUGGAGCCGCGUCUCGCGCGCGUCCUGUGGUCUCGCCUUCCCGGUCCUCCGGCCAUGCACCUCUGGUCCCCCGCCUCGCUGGCCAUCCUCCUGCUUCUCUGCGGAGCCCGCGCAGUGCGCGGCGACACCCCCGCCAACUGCACCUACCCGGACCUGCUAGGCACCUGGGUCUUCCAGGCGGGCCGCAGCGGAGCCCUGCGCGAUGUGAACUGCUCGGCGAUCGGACCAGUGGAAAAAAAAGUAGUGGUACAUCUUAAGAAGUUGGAUACCGCUUAUGAUGAACUAGGCAAUUCCGGGUAUUUUACUAUCAUUUACAACCAAGGUUUUGAGGUCAUCUUGAACGACUACAAGUGGUUUGCCUUCUUUAAGUAUGAAGUCAAGGGCAAAAAGGUGACCAGUUAUUGCCAUGAAACAAUGGUCGGAUGGGUGCAUGAUGUCCUGGGCCGGAAUUGGGCCUGUUUCACUGGGAAGAAAGUAGAAAGCACAUCUAAGAAUGUGAACAUGAAUAUGGCCCACUUUUCAAGGCCUCAGGAAAAUUAUUUUAAUAGGCUCUACAAAUACAACCACAACUUCGUGGAAACUAUCAAUGCCAUUCAGAAGUCGUGGACUGCAACAGCAUACAUGGAAUAUGAGACUCUGAGCCUGAGAGAUCUGAUUAGGAGAAGUGGUGGCCACAAUCACAGAAUUCCAAGGCCCAAACCUGCACCAUUGACUGCUGAAAUACAAGAGAAGGUUUCACAUUUGCCUGAAUCUUGGGACUGGAGAAAUGUUCAUGGUGUCAAUUUUGUUAGCCCUGUUCGAAACCAAGGAUCUUGUGGAAGCUGCUACUCUUUUGCCUCCAUGGGUAUGCUUGAAGCAAGAAUUCGUAUAUUAACCAAUAAUUCUCAGACUCCAAUCUUGAGUCCCCAGGAGAUUGUAUCUUGUAGCCAGUAUGCUCAAGGCUGUGAAGGAGGGUUCCCCUACCUCAUUGCAGGGAAGUACGCCCAGGAUUUGGGAGUGGUGGAAGAGGCCUGCUUUCCCUACACAGGCACAGACUCACCUUGCAAGCUGAAGAAGGACUGCUUCCGCUACUUCUCCUCUGAGUACCACUAUGUGGGAGGCUUCUACGGGGGAUGCAACGAGGCCCUGAUGAAGCUGGAGCUGGUCCACCAUGGGCCCGUGGCAGUAGCCUUCGAAGUCUACGAUGACUUCUUGCAUUACCACCACGGCAUCUACCAGCACACCGGCCUCCGCGACCCCUUCAACCCCUUCGAGCUCACCAAUCAUGCUGUGCUGCUGGUGGGCUAUGGCACUGAGCCAGAAACAGGGCUAGAAUACUGGACCAUAAAGAACAGCUGGGGCUCGGCCUGGGGGGAGGACGGCUACUUCCGGAUCCUCCGAGGAAGGGACGAGUGUGCCAUCGAGAGCAUCGCUGUGGCCGCCACGCCCAUCCCCAAGCUGUAGCACUGCAGCCUAGUGCUCAGCUCCAGUCAUGCCCCAGCCACCUAGACAGCUUCCAGACAUCCAGGCACCUCCCAGACACCCAAACAGCUCCCAGACACCCAGACAGCUCCCAGAUAUCCAGACAGCUCCCAGAAACAUGGACAGCUCCCAGAUACCCAGACAACACUGAGGGGACUUCACAUGGUCGAGACUUCUGUGACAGCAACUUCAGAAGUUGGCUAAUUGACCAUUGUGAAGAUCUGUGUCUUUGAUAUUAAAACUUCUCUGAUUUUUGUGGUCUUUCCCAUCAGCCACUGGCCUUUGUUUCUCCACAUACUGACUCAAACAACAUUUUUAUGAGUGAUGGGUAAGCUGCUAAGUGGUGGAUUUUACUGAUCGUUUGUAAUUCAAACUGAUGUUAUGCUUUUGUAAAACCUAUAUCAAAGCACAAAACUCAUUUUAAAAUCAUGUAAAUUACAAAAAUGCAUCAAUUGUUAUUAAACUUUUUUAGAGAUGUUCAUGAAA
Molecule: messenger RNA, 1961 nt
Organism: Dipodomys spectabilis (banner-tailed kangaroo rat)
Lineage: Eukaryota; Metazoa; Chordata; Mammalia; Rodentia; Heteromyidae
Gene: Ctsc
Product: cathepsin C
Exons: 7
Coding region: 69-1457 (462 amino acids)
Cellular component (GO): lysosome
Molecular function (GO): cysteine-type endopeptidase activity
Source: RefSeq, a predicted model, not a curated record